GCACGGAUUUAAUCGGGUCGGAUUUAAUCCGGACCCCAGCGUCUUCUCUUGCCCGCCUGCCCUAGGAAGAGGAGAAAGAUGGGACGGUGAGAUAGAUUGAAGCAAGAAGGGUGGACUGGCGGCCGCCCGAUCGGUGGCAUCGAGCAGCCUUCGCUCAUUUAUUUAUAUAAUUUUUUGCAUCCUGGGCAAGUGCAUGCAGGUUUCCACUGAUAAAAACUGUGCUUUACUGAUCUGUCCAACAUUUGGAUAUGAGAACAGGGAAUUCUUUGUGGCUUCUCACAAAGAAGGCUCUAACAGGUGCACUAAUUGGCGUUACCAUUUCAGACAGAUAUGUGACACUCUCUCCUGUGAGGGGCAGUUCAAUGCAUCCUACAUUUACAGGAAGCUCUACUAGCUUUCCUGGAUCUUUGAAAGGCGAUGUUGUGUUAGUUGAAAGAUUCUGCCUGCAAAAGUAUAAAUUCUCACAUGGUGAUGUGAUAAUUUUCCGGAGUCCAACUAACCAGAAGCAAAUGUUUGUUAAGAGAUUAAUUGCUUUACCUGGUGACUGGAUCCAGGUUCCAGAGUCAUCUGAGAUACUGCAGAUCCAAGAAGGGCAUUGCUGGGUUGAAGGUGACAAUCCAGCUUCUAGUUUGGAUUCAAGAUCUUUUGGCCCUAUUCCUUUGGGUCUAGUUCAGGGGAGGGUGACCCAUGUUAUCUGGCCACCCCAAAGAAUAGGUCAAGUAGAGAGAAAAAUGCCAACAGGAAGAAUUUCACCAUACUGAUCUGUUCCUUUUAAAGAUUUGCCUUCCAUUUCAAGCUAUCAUUUUGGUCUGCUCCAUUUGCAAACCUAAUGGUUCCCAAUAUGCAUUAUAGGCAAUACCUGAAAAUAUGACAUUACAAGAACUUUGUAACAUUCAUUCUUCUUACAGCAUUAUUAUGUUUGUAUAUUUUUGGAAUUUUGACCCGUGACCUAAUGAUCUAACUUUUCUCUUUAAAGUCAUUGAAGCAUGAUUGCUUCUGCAAUUACAUGAACC
This is a messenger RNA of Elaeis guineensis (African oil palm), 1013 nucleotides long. RefSeq lists its product as uncharacterized. The record is from RefSeq and is a predicted model, not a curated record. Gene Ontology annotation, cellular component: mitochondrial inner membrane peptidase complex; membrane. Gene Ontology annotation, molecular function: serine-type endopeptidase activity. Lineage: Eukaryota; Viridiplantae; Streptophyta; Magnoliopsida; Arecales; Arecaceae.